Penicillium nucicola is the source of this 603-nucleotide messenger RNA. Its product is annotated as mitochondrial 37S ribosomal protein uS12m. The coding region runs from base 1 to 603 and encodes 200 amino acids. Lineage: Eukaryota; Fungi; Ascomycota; Eurotiomycetes; Eurotiales; Aspergillaceae. The record is from RefSeq and is a predicted model, not a curated record. The transcript is spliced from 3 exons. Gene Ontology annotation, cellular component: ribosome; small ribosomal subunit. Gene Ontology annotation, biological process: translation. Gene Ontology annotation, molecular function: structural constituent of ribosome.
AUGCCACAAUUACUCUCUCCGAUAGCCCUCCGGGCCCUGCGGACUCUUGUCACCCGUCCAGCACCAACCCUCCUCCGCCGAACCCUCACAACAUCCACCCUCAAGACACCCCAAACCUCCCUCACCACCCGCUUCAACUUCACCCCCGUCUUCCGCACCUCCACCCUCUCCGCUGUCACCCUCCAAUCCUCCAAGCGCCAGUUCUCCAGCUCGCCCAUUAUCCGCGCCACAUACAACCAGGUCCGCCGCGGUAUUCGGACUGGUCAGCGCGCACGCCGAGGUCGAUCACCCGCGCUUGUUGGCACGCCUGGACUGAAGGGUGUCUGCCUUAAGACUGGUAUUACCAAGCCUAAGAAGCCUAACUCUGGCGAGCGCAAGAUUGCCCGUGUGCGCUUGAGUUCUGGCAAAAUUAUCACUGCUUAUAUCCCCGGUGAAGGUCACAAUAUCCAGCAACAUAGUGUUGUUCAGGUUCGUGGUGGCCGUGCUCAGGAUUGUCCUGGUGUGAAGUAUACCCUUGUUCGUGGUGGUAUGGAUUUGGGAGGUGUUGGAGGCCGUAUGACCAGUCGUUCGAAGUACGGCACAAAGAAGCCAAAGACCAAUUAG